AUGGAACGGCCCUACGAGCCCCUGUCCUGGGGUUUAGGGGCGUCUCCUGUGCACUCUUGGUCUCCCUUCCUCCCCGCACCCUCCCUCCUGGCCGGGAACCUCGGCUGUCGCUCUGGCCGCCGCGCUUUGCCUCUUCUCCCGAGAUCCCGGCUCACUGGCCGCCGUUGCCUUCUGACCGCCGAGUACGUGGGAGGGACCUAUGUCUCUUGGGGUCAAGAUUCAGUUGUCAUGGAAGAUGUGGCUGUGGUGUUUAGCCAGGAAGAGUGGGCUUUGCUGGAUCUUGUUGAGAGGAAUCUCUACAAAGAUGUGAUGAUGGAAACCUUCAAAAACCUGGCCUCAAAACAAAAAUUUCUUUCCAAAAUUGUGUUGCUUAUUUUUAACAGGAGUCAUACAGUGGAGAAGCUCUGUGAAAAUAUGGAAGACAGUCAAUAUGAGAAAACUUUCAGCUUGAUUUCAAAUCUUCCUGUGCUAAAAAGAAAUUCUCCAGAAGGAAAUCCUUUUGAAUGCUGUGGAAUUAUGCCUUAUGAAUGUAAACAGUGUGGGAAAGCCUUCAGUCGUUCUUCAGGCCUCACCAGACAUGUAAGAAUUCACAGUGGAGAGAAGCCUUAUGAGUGUAAGCAAUGUGGGAAAGCCUUUAAUCGAUCCUCACACCUCUCUGAACAUACGAAAACUCACAGUGGAGUGAGGCCUUAUGUGUGUAAGGAGUGUGGAAAAGCCUUUAUUCAGGCCUCUCACCUUACUACACAUUUACGAACUCACAGUGGAGAGCGGCCUUACGAAUGCCAGCAAUGUGGCAAAGCCUUUAGUGAGGCCUCAUCCCUCACUCAACAUGUAAGAAGUCACAGUGGAGAGAAGCCUUACGAAUGUAAAGAAUGUGGGAAGGCCUUUAAGUGUUCCUCACACCUCACUAAACAUAUAAAAACUCACAGUGGAGACAGACCGUAUGAGUGUAAGGAGUGUGGGAAGGCCUUUACUGAGGCUUCAUCUCUCACUCUACAUUUAAGAAGCCACAGUGGGGAGAGGCCUUAUGAAUGUAAAGAAUGUGGAAAAGCGUUUAGUCAAUCAUCAAAUCUCAUUACACACAUAAGGACUCACAGUGGAGAGAGGCCUUAUGAGUGUAAAGAGUGUGGAAAAACCUUUAGGUGUUCCUCACACCUCACUGAACACAUAAGAACACACAAUGGAGAGAGGCCUUAUGAAUGCAAGGAAUGUGGGAAAGCCUUUAACCGGGCUUCAUCCCUCACCACACAUGUAAGAACUCACAGUGGGGUUAAGCCUUAUGAUUGUAAUCAGUGUGGGAAAGCAUUUAGUUGUUCUUCAGCCCUCACUACACAUGUAAGAACCCACACUGGAGAGAGGCCCUAUGAGUGUAAGGACUGUGGCAAAGCCUUCAGCUGUUCCUCAUCCCUCACUACACAUACACGAACUCACAGUGGAGAGAAACCUUUUGAAUAUCUGUUGUAG
Messenger RNA from Elephantulus edwardii (Cape elephant shrew), 1464 nucleotides. RefSeq names its product zinc finger protein 699-like. Gene Ontology annotation, biological process: regulation of DNA-templated transcription. The record is from RefSeq and is a predicted model, not a curated record. Gene Ontology annotation, molecular function: DNA-binding transcription factor activity, RNA polymerase II-specific; RNA polymerase II cis-regulatory region sequence-specific DNA binding. Bases 1 to 1464 code for a protein of 487 amino acids. The transcript has 7 exons. Lineage: Eukaryota; Metazoa; Chordata; Mammalia; Macroscelidea; Macroscelididae.